AUGACAAUUGAUAUAAAGCACUUACGCAUGUUCAACAUCCUCAGAAGCUGCUACCUUUUGACUCCUGGACGUGGAUGCGGGAAGAGCAGGAGCAUGGUUGGAGCUCUUUUUGGCAGACAAAACUUUACGUUCUCUGUUCGAAUCCUCCGAGCUCGAACUAGAGGAGACGUUGAGGAAGAACGGCUGCGCCUUCUUUCUCGUUUUGGUGAUGUGUAUUUGGAGCGCGAUCGAGAUCGAGAAGUUCUUCUAGGAAACUCACGAGAUCUUCCGCGCUUAGGCGAGACUGAUUCCUUCGUACUACGACUUCUACCUCUGUUUCUUCUUGAACCACGACUUUUUUCUGGAGAAGAGCUCCGUUCACGACGUUCAUUCAAUCUUUCCCGUUCUUCUUUGGAAGAGGAAGCUCUGUGGCGUCUUCUGGUAUUUUUUUCCUCAGCAGAAGAAGAGGAACUUUUUUCUCUUUUUCGCGGGAUAUCUUCCAACGAAGAACUGCUCCGCCGCCUCUUCUUAACAGGUGAUGAUGAUGAAUUAUUGCUACUUCGACCACUCUCCUUUUUCUUUGUUAACUGGACAGAGGAACGUUCUGUAGACUUCCUUGCAUCACUAUACUUACGUGAGCGUUCCCUUGCGUGUUCAGAAUCAGGUGAUUCAGAACGGCUUUUCUGAAA
This is a messenger RNA of Strongylus vulgaris, 668 nucleotides long. The record is from the annotation of a GenBank genome assembly. Lineage: Eukaryota; Metazoa; Nematoda; Chromadorea; Rhabditida; Strongylidae.